GAUUGCUGCUGCGGUGCUUGAAGAUGGCGGUAAGCAAUAGGAGGUGGAAUUAUUGCUGCGGGGAGGAGAGGCAGGAGAGAGGGACUGUGUACUGGAGGACCCUAAAACGCGAGUUAGCGAUGCUGAUCGGGUGGAUAGGCACUUCAAGAACGCUUUGCUAAACAUAGAUCCAACGCAGGCUCCAUGCGCUUUACAAAACCAGUCUGCCCCCGUCCAACGCGGCCCAUCGCUCUCCCUCUUCCUUUCUUCCCCACCGCCACACCCUCCUCCUCCCGCUGCCCCUUCCAGUCGCGCGCCCUCUUGUGUGCGACUUGCUAUACCUUUCAUCGGGCUAGGUUUCUCUUGCUCGAACUCUGACAACUAGCUAUGUUGUUCGCUCCUUCAUCUUCUCUUUUUGUUCUCGCCGCACUCGCGAGCUCUGCUGCUGCGGAUGAUCGCACGACAGAGGCUGGCGAGGCAGCCAUCACAGACGCAACGGAAGAAUGCACGGCAUACUAUUAUGCCCCUGUGGCAGCAGUCAAGGGGAACUUCCCGACCAUCUGGGAGCCCGCCAGCAUUCUUGCCAACGAUACCACAGCUCAGGACAAGUGGAACGAGAUAUCGUCCAGCAUUCCGACGAAUAUUACAGCCAAGGGCCUUAAUGAGACUACUGCACUCACCGGCAACUUUACUGGCUUUACUUACGACUAUGCCACUGACCCAGACUGCUGGUGGACAAACCAUCAAUGCACGACUCCGAAACUCGCAGGUCUUCCUGCUGAUGUUGCCUCCAUCCCAGAACCCAUGAGCAUGGGCUACGGCUUCGACGAUGGCCCGAACUGCUCGCACAAUGCCUUCUACGACUUCUUGGAAGAGAACAACCAGAAAGCGACAAUGUUCUUCAUCGGUAGCAACGUGCUCGACUGGCCGCUUGAGGCUCAGAGGGCUCUCACUGAUGGUCAUGAAAUCUGCGUUCACACAUGGUCACACAGGUACAUGACUGCGUUCCCCUCGGAAGAUGCGUUCGCGGAGCUCUGGUACACGAUGCAAGCCAUCAAGGCCGUCACGGGUGUCACGCCCACUUGCUGGAGACCUCCAUUCGGUGAUGUCGACGACCGUAUCCGCUCUAUCGCGCACGCGCUCGGUCUCCAGACUAUCAUCUGGAAGUACGACUCGAAUGACUGGAAGAAUGGUGUAGGCAACGUCACAGCGCAGACCGUCGAUGAUGACUACAACUACUUCAUCAGCAAUGCUACCAGUGGCACAUUUGACACCGAGGGCGGGAUCAUGUUGACGCACGAGUUGAACAACUACACGAUGCAGACGGCGAUGGACUUCUACUCGGACCUCAAAUCGACGUUCAACUACAUCGUGCCCGUCGGUGUUGCGUUGAAUAAGACACAGCCCUACCAGGAGACGAACUACUCGCUGCCCACGUUCGAAGAAUACAUCAGCGGUACAAUCAGCACGAACAGCUCGAACACCUCUUCUUCCUCGUCCAACUCAUCAUCAGAAUCCUCCCCUGCGGUCGGGAUGCACGCUGCCCUCUCGGAAUCGUCGAUCGUCAGCUGGACACUGCUGGCCGGGACGGCAAUGUUGGUCGGGCUCGUGCUCUGAGUCUGAACUUGCCUCUACAUGUCCUGCUCUGCCUCAUGUCGCUCGUCGCUUUCGAUGGACUGUUUACUCAACAAUAUCGCUCAUGACCUCCCUAGCAUAAGUAAUUGUGUUCUUGAACUCCACUCGGCGCUUUGCCUUCUCAUGCCACGUAACCCUUUUUUGUCGUUGUCGUGUCUGUUGUCUGUUUUUGCGCCUGUCUUCUUUCUUCGCAAUCUUAGUCUUUUUGCUUUCUUUCCUUCCAUCUUCGUGAAAUAUACUCACCUUACUUUACUAUGUGUCUUCCGCCUUCACCUUCCUCCACCC
This is a messenger RNA of Stereum hirsutum FP-91666 SS1, 1899 nucleotides long. RefSeq names its product chitin deacetylase. Gene Ontology annotation, biological process: carbohydrate metabolic process. The coding region runs from base 367 to 1596 and encodes 409 amino acids. The transcript is spliced from 8 exons. Gene Ontology annotation, cellular component: membrane. Gene Ontology annotation, molecular function: chitin deacetylase activity. The record is from RefSeq and is a predicted model, not a curated record. NCBI's taxonomy places the organism in Eukaryota, Fungi, Basidiomycota, Agaricomycetes, Russulales, Stereaceae.